CUUCACCUGGGGGAGGAGGGUAAUAAGAGCAGAAGACCUCACACCUGUCUUCGGCCCGGUGGCACAGAUAUACCACCGUUCAGCUGGACAUGCCAAAUGUCACUGUGAAGCGCUGUACGACGCUUAACCCCGCCACACUACUUCCGACCGCUGAGGAUGGAGAACCUCAUUGUCGUGAGGCCGCGUUGGAGCAGACAUGUUCCCCUCGCCCUGACAUCUCUGAUGUGCCCUUGUCAAACCCUGACUUUGUUUUCUUCACAGAUGGUUCUUCUUUUAAGGACGUGUCUGGCACGAACAGGGUUGGUUUUGCGGUGUGCACGUCCGUCGACACGGUCUCCUCAGGCCCCUUGCCCUCACAUUAUUCAGCACAGGCGGCUGAGCUCGUCGCUUUGACGGAGGCCUGUAAGUUGGCUGAGGGCCAGUCUGUCACUAUCUUUACUGAUUCCAGGUAUGCCUUUAGUGUGGUGCAUGACUUUGGGGCCCUGUGGAAGCACCGUAAAUUCUUGAAGUCUGACGGUAAGCCGAUUCUGAAUGCAUCUCUUGUGGCACAUCUGUUGGAUGCUGUUCUUCUCCCUUCUGCUAUUGCAGUUGUGAAGUGUCAGGCGCACCAGAAGGAUGACGCUGACGUCACACAGGGGAACUCCCGAGCAGACGCAGCUGCCAGGGCUGCUGCGUCCUUGGAGGCCGCCUCCUCCUUCUUGUCUCAGCAGUCAGAGGGGGCCCCUCCCGCGUCGCUGUCUGACACACAGUCCUUCGAAACUCCUGAUGAAAGGCGUGUUUGGGCCUCGUGUGGUUGUGCGCUGGAUUCUUCUUCUGUGUGGCCAGGUCACGAACAACCACAUCUCCCGUUUGAUCACCAUAUGAUGGACUUUGUGGAGCUGUUUCCAGCUGAGGGUAAAAAGUAUCUGAUCCUUCACCACCGCAUCACAUUCCUGUCGCGCCCUGGUCUGUCAGAGGACAGCCAUCGUCAGAAGAGCCUCGGAGACGUCACGGCCAUAUGGUGUGGACGUGUGGGCAACACUCUUAUCUGUAUCUCCCAGCACAAUGGGCAGGGCCGAAGAGGCGUUCACCAAACACUCCGGCUUGGACCGCCCUUCCCCCUGGGAGACAGCACAGGAGAGACUGCUUUGCCAGACCAUGAUGGACGGCUUCUGAAGGACAUUGGGACUGUCAUACGCUCCCACUAUGUGGGCAUGGCGCACAACUGUCGUCUGGAAGAGCUGGUGCGACACGCACAACAUGCCCAAGAUGUUGUCAGGCAGAGACAGAAAGACAAAGAUGACAAACAAUCUAAAUCUCUCUCCUCUGCUUUGACUCUGCUUGCCAUGCCGCGUAACGACAGAGAACGGCGUGGAUGGGGGAAGGAACCGGGAAACAGCCGUGGCCCGCCUGCUGCCGGAAGAAGGGUUGGUCCACCGUCACGUGAGGGGGCGUGUCACUUCUGUGGCCAACAAGGACAUUGGAAGCGGGACUGCCCACAGAGGAAGAGGAGACAGCCACGAGGAGGGAACAGGGGCGGGGACUGA
Messenger RNA from Sphaeramia orbicularis (orbiculate cardinalfish), 1526 nucleotides. RefSeq lists its product as uncharacterized. The record is from RefSeq and is a predicted model, not a curated record. Bases 90 to 1526 code for a protein of 478 amino acids. The transcript is spliced from 6 exons. Lineage: Eukaryota; Metazoa; Chordata; Actinopteri; Kurtiformes; Apogonidae. Gene Ontology annotation, molecular function: nucleic acid binding; RNA-DNA hybrid ribonuclease activity; zinc ion binding.